UUACAAUCUACAAUGCUAGUGCACAUACUUAUAAAAGCAACAUAAUAAAUACGUUGAAGAAUUUUCUGCGAAGUACAAGGGACUAAAGGUGCGUUUGAUUGAUGUAGUAAUAAUUUACGAAAUCUGUGUAUAAGCAGAGUAUAUGCUGAAACUGCAUCAUUGGACAGCCACACGAAAUUCAGUUGUCAUAGUACACCGUACACUAUAUACCAGUUAGGAGCUGCCAGACGUUGUUGACACUAUAUUCAGUAAAAGUUAGUAGGUGACAGGUAACUUACUUGACCCAUUAGACACAUUCUUAUUGGGCUAGACAAAUGAUGCAUUAAUUUAUAAGAUGUAGACCACAGAGUUGAAUAUGCUACCACCAUCAAGAUUCGUGAAGAAAUUCUAUCUGGUGCUGACACUGAUAAUAGCAGGGGUGCUAUGCAAGAGGAAGAAUGUAUUAUUUCUUGUUGCUGAUGAUAUGAGACCGGAACUGGGAGCUUACUAUGGCAAAGACUUCCCGGCACCAGUGUAUCCUCCAAUGCAUACGCCUAAUCUUGAUUGGUUAGCCUCUCGGAGCCUCCUUUUGAAAAGGGCCUACUGCCAAGUGGCUUUGUGCUGCCCUAGUCGGACAUCUCUCCUGACGAGUCGGCGACCAGAUACAACUCAUAUUUAUGGCUUUGAUAAGUACUUCAGAAAGACCGCUGGCAAUUUUACAACAAUUCCUCAGUAUUUUAAGGAGAACGGCUAUGAGAGCGUUGGUAUGGGCAAGGUGUUUCAUACAGGGGGUUGUUCCGGAAAUGAUGAUCCGCCAUCUUGGUCUGAACCAUAUUUCCGUGCUCCGAACUACCAUUAUUGGUCCGGUGAAACAAAACACAGCUGGAUCGCGGUAAAUGAAACUGCAGAGAAAAAUACUCCCUUACCAGAUACACAAAUAGCACAAAAUGCAAUAAAGGUUCUAAAACGUGUAGGUCCAGUAUCUCAAAAAGAGGACAAGCCAUUCUUUUUAGCCGUUGGAUUUCACAAGCCUCAUUUACCAUUUGUUUUCCCUGAACGAUUCCUGAAGUACUACCCCAAGGAGGUUAUAAGACCUCCUGCUAAUCCGCAAGCUCCAGUUAACAUGCCAAACAUUGCUUGGUUCAAUUACUGGGAUUUGCGCACUAGAUAUAAAGAUAUCGACAAACUAAAUAUAUCCGGCGCUCCAAAUCACACACUGCCCUUAAACAUAACGCUGACUCUGAGAAGAGCAUAUUAUUCAGCGGUCACCUUCACUGAUUCACUCAUUGGAGAUAUCAUACAAGAGCUGAUAAAACAAAAUCUACUGGAUGAUACAAUAAUAUCGUUCUGGGGAGAUCAUGGUUGGAAACUAGGGGAACAUGGCGCUUGGUGUAAAGAGACAAACUUUGAAUUAGACGCGCAUGCUCCGAUGAUGAUCUCAGUUCCUGGGUAUACAGAGAAGGGAAUCCAAACGGAACGCUUGACUGAGUUUGUGGAUUUGUUCCCUACAUUGGUGGAAGCAGCGGGAUUAAAACCGCUGUCCCUAUGUCCUAUAAACUCAUCAUCCGUUAAAACUUGCACAGAGGGUGAUAGUCUUAUUCCUUUGAUGAAAAAACCAGAUGCCAAGUGGAAAACAAAAGUAUUCACUCAGUUCGCCAGAGAGGACUGGGAACAUCCUGAUUGGAUGGGGUACUCAAUGAGAACAGAUAACUUCCGGUAUACAGAGUGGGUGAAGUGGCUGAAAGAUCCAAUCAACAAACCUGAUUGGUCCAUACUUAAGGGAGUUGAGCUAUAUGAUCACACGAGAGAUCCACAAGAAAACUACAACUUUGCCUCAGAUAAGUCAUAUGCCGAAAUUAGGUCGCGUCUAAGCAAAGAGCUCAGGGCUGGUUGGAGGAAGAACAAUAACAUAUAACAUGGACUCCAUUAGCAAUAUUAAUGCUUACUUUGGACCAAGAGAACCCUUUCUUGAUAAAUGUUUAAGAAAAUAAAAUUAUUAGAGGAAAUCUUAGCCGUUCACAUGAUAUACAACGCUCGAAUAAAUCUAUCAUAGUUUAUCGAUAAAAUGUUUUAAAAUAUUACCGGUCAUUAUUAACAGAUAGAGAGAUAAUACGAAACAGUUAUCUUUUUUUGUUCUGUUAUGUGCAAUUUUUUAUUUCCAAUAAAACAAUAAAAAGAUGUUACAUUUAAUGAAAUGUUCAAAUAUAUCAUUUAUAAUGUAUUCGUUCUGUCUGUAUAAGAUAUACUGGUCUAUUUAGAUACUGGUACCAUUUUAGAUACACAUUUGAGAUAUACAUGUAGACAUAUAAUACUAGAGACUUUUUGUUCAUACAUACGAUUAAAUACAUUCGACUGUAGGAUGUGUGAAUUCAACCGCAGGAUUACGGCUGACGGAUUAACUUACUAAGUUAUGGACCACUCAUUAAUCGAGAAAGUGCGAAUAUCACUCCAGACCUGAUUUCAUUCCGAGUCCAUUUCCGGGACACCACAUACAAACAAG
This is a messenger RNA of Owenia fusiformis, 2479 nucleotides long. Lineage: Eukaryota; Metazoa; Annelida; Polychaeta; Sabellida; Oweniidae. The record is from the annotation of a GenBank genome assembly.